Messenger RNA from Gorilla gorilla gorilla (western lowland gorilla), 8996 nucleotides. It is a transcript of the gene LMTK2, whose product is annotated as lemur tyrosine kinase 2. Lineage: Eukaryota; Metazoa; Chordata; Mammalia; Primates; Hominidae. The transcript is spliced from 14 exons. Gene Ontology annotation, molecular function: ATP binding; protein kinase activity. Gene Ontology annotation, biological process: protein phosphorylation. The record is from RefSeq and is a predicted model, not a curated record. The coding region runs from base 330 to 4844 and encodes 1504 amino acids.
GCCCCCGCGCUACGUCACAUGACGCAGCCCAUCAUGGCGGCGGGAGUGCGGCUGCCCGGGCCCGCCGCUCCGCAGGGCUGCUGCCGUUGCUGCUGUUGAGAGGCGGCGGCGGCGGCGCAGGCGGGCGGGAAGGAUGGUGUUUCUGCGACUGGAGCGGCAGGUGCGGACCGGGAGCCGGACCGAGGUUUGGCAGAAGCAGCGUGUGCUCGGGAGCAACCGGCGCGGGUGCCACUGAGGCAGCGGAGGGAGGCAGGAUCGACUGACGGGCGAACGGACGGACGGACGGAAGGCGACUCGAGAGCCGGCCCCGGAGCCGCGCCGUGGGCGAGAUGCCGGGGCCGCCGGCGUUGCGGCGGAGGCUGCUGCUGCUGCUGCUGUUGGUCCUCCUGAUCGCCGGCAGUGCUGGGGCCGCGCCACUUCCGCAAACAGGUGCAGGGGAGGUGCCACCUGCUGCAGAAGUUUCCUCAUCUUUUGUGAUCCUGUGUGUGUGCAGUUUAAUAAUAUUAAUAGUGUUAAUUGCAAACUGUGUAUCCUGCUGUAAGGACCCAGAAAUAGACUUUAAGGAAUUUGAAGAUAAUUUUGAUGAUGAGAUAGAUUUCACACCACCAGCAGAAGAUACUCCCUCUGUUCAGUCCCCAGCAGAGGUCUUCACACUUUCAGUACCAAAUAUUUCACUCCCAGCUCCCUCGCAAUUCCAGCCUUCUGUAGAGGGAUUGAAGUCUCAAGUUGCCCGCCACAGUCUAAACUACAUACAGGAAAUUGGAAAUGGCUGGUUUGGAAAGGUUCUCUUGGGAGAGAUUUACACGGGCACUAGCGUAGCAAGAGUCAUCGUGAAGGAGUUAAAAGCAAGUGCCAGCCCAAAGGAACAAGAUACUUUUUUGAAAAAUGGAGAACCUUACUACAUUCUUCAGCAUCCAAAUAUUCUUCAGUGUGUUGGACAGUGCGUAGAAGCGAUCCCCUACCUCCUGGUGUUUGAGUUCUGUGACUUGGGUGACCUGAAGGCGUAUCUGCGCAGCGAGCAGGAGCACAUGCGGGGGGACUCACAGACCAUGCUGCUGCAGAGGAUGGCGUGCGAGGUUGCCGCGGGGCUGGCCGCCAUGCACAAGCUGCACUUCCUGCACAGUGAUUUAGCCCUGCGGAAUUGUUUUCUCACCUCCGACUUAAAUGUGAAAGUGGGAGAUUACGGAAUAGGAUUCAGCAGGUACAAGGAGGAUUAUAUUGAAACAGAUGAUAAAAAAGUUUUCCCUCUGCGAUGGACUGCUCCAGAAUUAGUAACCAGCUUUCAAGACAGACUGCUAACUGCAGAUCAGACUAAGUAUAGUAAUAUCUGGUCCCUGGGCGUGACACUUUGGGAGCUUUUUGACAAUGCCGCACAGCCGUAUUCAAACCUUUCCAACUUAGACGUCCUCAACCAAGUCAUUAGAGAGAGAGACACAAAACUCCCGAAGCCCCAGCUGGAGCAGCCCUACUCUGAUAGAUGGUAUGAAGUCUUACAGUUCUGUUGGCUGUCACCAGAAAAGAGACCCGCGGCUGAAGAUGUGCACAGGCUGCUGACUUACCUGCGGCUGCAGAGCCAGCGGGACUCAGAGGUCGACUUUGAACAGCAGUGGAACGCUCUGAAGCCAAACACAAACAGCAGAGACUCCUCCAACAAUGCUGCAUUCCCAAUUCUCGACCACUUUGCCAGGGACCGGCUGGGUCGUGAAAUGGAGGAAGUCCUCACCGUGACCGAAACCAGUCAGGGCCUGAGCUUCGAGUAUGUCUGGGAGGCCGCUAAGCACGACCACUUUGACGAGCGCAGCCGGGGCCACCUGGACGAAGCCUUGUCCUACACGAGCAUCUUCUAUCCAGUUGAAGUUUUUGAGAGUUCGCUUUCAGAUCCCGGUCCUGGAAAGCAAGAUGACAGCAGCCAGGAUGUCCCCCUGAGGGUCCCUGGAGUGGUUCCUGUUUUUGAUGCCCACAACCUUUCUGUUGGAAGCGACUAUUAUAUCCAGUUAGAAGAAAAAAGUGGUAGUAACUUGGAGCUUGAUUACCCACCAGCGCUGCUCACAACCGACAUGGAUAAUCCAGAAAGGACUGGCCCUGAACCGUCCCAGCUCACGGCGCUCAGGAGCGUUGAACUUGAGGAGUCCAGUACGGAUGAGGACUUCUUCCAAAGCAGUACAGACCCCAAAGACUCUAGCUUACCAGGGGACUUACACGUGACCAGUGGCCCCGAGAGCCCUUUCAACAAUAUAUUUAAUGAUCUGGACAAAUCGGAAGAUUUGCCCAGUCACCAAAAAAUAUUCGACUUAAUGGAAUUAAACGGAGUUCAAGCCGACUUUAAACCUGCCACUUUAAGUUCCAGUUUGGAUAACCCCAAAGAGUCAGUCAUAACGGGCCACUUUGAGAAAGAAAAGCCCCGUAAGCUUUUUGACAGUGAGCCUCUCUGCCUAUCAGAUAAUCUUAUGCACCAAGAUAAUUUUGAUCCAUUGAAUGUUCAAGAAUUGUCAGAAAACUUUUUAUUUCUUCAAGAGAAAAACUUACUAAAAGGCUCAUUGUCCAGCAAAGAACACAUAAAUGAUCUUCAGACAGAACUUAAGAAUGCUGGUUUUACUGAAGCUAUGUUAGAAACGUCAUGUAGAAACUCUUUAGAUACUGAGCUUCAGUUUGCUGAAAAUAAGCCAGGCUUGUCUUUGUUGCAGGAAAACAUAAGCACAAAGGGUGACGAUACAGAUGUCAUGCUCACAGGUGACACUUUGAGCACCUCAUUGCAGUCUUCCCCGGAAGUGCAGGUACCUCCUACCUCCUUCAAAACAGAAGAAACGCCCCAUCGGGUACCCCCAGACUCACUCCCAACACAGGGAGAAACCCAGCCCACGUGUUUAGAUGUUAUUGUCCCGGAGGACUGUCUCUGCCAGGACAUCAGUCCAGACGCUGUGACUGUCCCGGUUGAAAUUCUCUUGACCGAUGCCAGAACCCACAGCCUGGAUGACAGGUCCCAGGACUCUCCUGGUGAGAGUGAGGAGACCCUGCGACUCACCGAAAGUGACUCUGUUCUUGCUGAUGACAUCCUUGCCAGCAGGGUGAGUGUAGGGAGUAGUCUCCCGGAACCGGGACAGGAAUUACACAAUAAACCAUUUUCAGAAGACCAUCACAGUCAUCGCCGGCUAGAGAAAAACUUAGAGGCUGUGGAGACUUUAAAUCAGCUCAAUUCUAAAGACGCAGCAAAAGAAGCAGGCUUGGUGUCUGCCCUCUCCUCGGACUCAACCAGUCAGGACAGCCUCCUGGAGGACAGCUUGUCAGCACCCUUCCCAGCCUCUGAGCCGUCCCUGGAAACCCCGGACUCUCUGGAGUCAGUGGAUGUCCACGAAGCGCUACUGGACUCUUUAGGAUCUCACACUCCCCAGAAACUAGUGCCCCCCGAUAAGCCGGCAGACAGCGGCUAUGAAACAGAGAACUUGGAGUCCCCCGAGUGGACCUUGCAUCCUGCUCCCGAGGGCACCGCAGACUCAGAACCAGCCACCACGGGCGAUGGCGGCCAUAGCAGUCUGCCUCCCAACCCGGUCAUUGUCAUCUCAGAUGCCGGCGAUGGUCACAGAGGCACAGAAGUGACCCCUCAGACGUUCACAGCUGGCUCCCAGGGUUCAUACCGAGACUCUGCGUACUUCUCAGACAAUGACUCUGAGCCCGAGAAAAGGUCUGAGGAGGUCCCGGGAACCUCCCCAUCCGCCUUGGUGUUGGUACAGGAGCAGCCCCUACCCGAGCCAGUCCUCCCCGAGCAAAGUCCUGCUGCCCAGGAUAGCUGCCUGGAAGCCAGAAAGAGCCAGCCAGAUGAAAGUUGUCUGUCUGCUUUGCACAACUCCAGUGACCUGGAAUUAAGAGCCACGCCGGAGCCAGCACAGACUGGUGUUCCCCAGCAGGUGCAUCCCACGGAAGAUGAGGCCAGCAGUCCCUGGAGUGUGCUGAACGCAGAACUUAGCAGCGGCGAUGACUUCGAGACACAGGACGAUCGCCCCUGCACCCUCGCUUCCACAGGGACCAACACGAACGAACUCCUUGCCUACACCAAUUCUGCGCUGGACAAGUCCCUGUCCAGCCACUCCGAGGGCCCGAAGUUGAAGGAGCCGGACAUCGAAGGGAAGUACCUGGGGAAACUCGGGGUGUCAGGGAUGCUCGACCUCUCGGAGGACGGGAUGGAUGCGGACGAGGAGGACGAAAACAGCGACGACUCGGACGAGGACCUGCGGGCCUUCAACCUGCAUAGCCUCAGCUCCGAGUCGGAGGACGAGACCGAGCACCCCGUGCCCAUCAUCCUCAGCAACGAGGACGGAAGGCACCUGCGGAGUCUGUUGAAGCCCACAGCGGCCGAUGCCCCCGACCCGCUGCCCGAGGACUGGAAGAAGGAAAAGAAGGCAGUCACGUUUUUCGAUGAUGUCACAGUCUACCUGUUUGACCAGGAGACCCCAACCAAAGAGCUGGGGCCCUGUGGAGGAGAGGCGUGCGGCCCAGACCUGAGCGGCCCAGCCCCGGCCUCAGGCUCUCCCUACCUGAGCAGGUGCAUCAACUCCGAAAGCUCCACCGACGAAGAAGGUGGCGGCUUUGAGUGGGAUGAUGACUUCUCCCCAGAUCCUUUUAUGUCAAAGACAACAAGUAACCUGCUCAGCUCCAAGCCUUCUCUCCAAACAUCCAAGUACUUUUCUCCGCCGCCACCGGCCCGGAGCACGGAGCAGAGCUGGCCGCACUCGGCGCCUUACUCCCGGUUCUCCAUCUCUCCCGCCAACAUUGCCAGCUUUUCCCUCACACACCUGACCGACUCGGACAUCGAGCAGGGCGGAAGCAGCGAAGACGGAGAAAAGGACUAGGUGGCUGCCAGCGCGCACGCUCGGGUCCGAGGCUGCUCCCCUGGAGCGGCGCCCCUGCGCCCUCAGCCCGAGCAGCGACAUCCACUCGCCAUUUGCUGACAUGAGAUUGGGAGGAAGAAUCCAGAGGUGAAGAGGGAGACGGCUCUGAGCUGCGUUCAAGGCGGGGCCCUCGGGAGCCCAGGUGCGGAGUGAGGCCAUGUCCAGGAGCCGGCGUCCCUCAGUGCCCCGUGCGCCCGCGGCCGCGGCCUCCCAGGCAGUGCUCAUGCGCUGGCCGUCGGGGGAGGCAGGGGCACAGCCUCCAUGUGCGCGCGCGUGUGGAGCUGUGUGCACCGCAUGUGUGCUUUCCACAGGGGCGUCUCUGCGUCCACGCCUGCACAUCCCGGCACACGUGUGGGCACCACAGAGGACAUGUGAGGGGAAUGGUCACCAGUGAGCCAUAUUUAUUAUUUCUAGAGAAAUCACGAACUGCUUUCUGUAAUUGCACUGUGGAUAAAUGUUCCGAGAGUCUCCAUUGUUGUACAGGAUCUUCAAUUAUUCGAGGAGAAUGAGGCAGGUCAAGCCGAUGCUAGCCACUAGUUUGAUUUUUUUUCUGUUUUAUAGUUUGCGCUGCAUGGUACUUGUGAAGCUUAAAUAUUUUGAGUGUUCUACUGUGUCUAGGAUUGUUGGGAUUGUACAUAUGGUACUCUUUCAUAAAUGAUAAAUGAUUCUGAAUGUUAGUGUUUUAUGUUCAUAUAGGAAAUAUUUUCAUUGAGUCCAAAAUACCACUGUUUUGUUGAUGGAAUUGAAUGCAUUUUUGUCUCUUCUUGAUGAAGCGGCUUUGCCGCAGCAAAUGAGGCUUCUCUCUGAGGAGCUGAGAGGUCUUGCAGCCUCUCCUUGUCAUUCUCCCACCCCACAUCCCAUUUUUUAAAGCCCUUUUGGUAAAAACCGACAGGUUGUGGCCGCAGACCUCAGAUGGACCCGGCCCAUCCCUGGGGACGUGCUGGCGUGGCAGGUCCAGAGAGCUGCACCCUGCACGGGGUACCGCACCGCUUCCCUCCGCGCAGCUCUUCUGCCUGGUUUUCGGAGGCCAGGCUGCUGGGAAGCUUCCGUGUUCCCAUCAGUCCUUCCUUCAAGAAGCCGGGGAACUCAGGCAGACUCAUCUCCGCAGAGCACACCAGCCGUGGGGGACCGUUCGACUUGAUGAUGUGUGCACACUUCAGGUGGUGGGGACUUGAGCUUUAAAAAAACCUCCACAGCCGAAUCUUCUCCUCCCAGCCACUCCACGUCACGUCCAGCUGGGCCUGGCCAGUCUGUGGUUAUCCGUGUGGGAUGAGAUAACACCACAUCCUGCAGCUGUGAAGGGGGAUGGACAAGGGACGACGGCAGAGCAUCAGCAGCCGACACAUAGUUCGGGUCGGGGCCUUGGGUGGUCCUGCAUGGCCCGGGACUCAUCUCACGGACCCUCCGUUCUGCAUUAAGCCCCAGGUUCUCUUCUGGCUUUGAAAGGGCCCGAGUGCUCCCAGUGUAGCUUCGUCACAUCGGCACGAGCCCCUGUGGUCAUGGGCGACCUCACACCUCCCUCCCUGAGUUCUGCUCUGACAUAAGGAAGUCCCCGGUGGCUGGUGCAGCGCGGCUGUGCUGUGUUGGGGAGGCAGCCGUUCCUUCGGGGGUCCUCGGGCCUGCAGUCCCCUCAUACUCACCCUUCACCCCACAUAUUUUCCGGUGCUGAUAUGUUUCCAGAUUCCAGCGCAACCUGGGGUGCUCUCCAGACCCGUGCAGGGGCCGCCUGGGGUACACGGAAGGAAGUUGGGUCCUAGUGCAAAAUGCAGGCGGACGUUGCCAGAGAGUGCGCAGCAAAUGACCUUCAUUGCCAGUUCCACCCCACUCCUCUCAUUUUUUAUACUAAGCAAUAACUUUCCAAAGCAAGAAGUUCAGGAUGGAGAGAGUCCCCUCCUGUGUAGGCAUGGGGUGGACGCGGUGCCCACCUGGGCUGUGUGGGGAGCACCACUGUCUCUCGGGAUGCGCGAAUUUUUUUUUUUUUUUUUAAAUUAACAGGGCAUUAGAAGAUGAUUUUGCCAAAAUUGUCAUGACUCUGAAUUCUUGCUGUGGGGACUUCCUGAGUUUUCUCAGUUUUUACAUCUAAGAUUAGUCUUGGCUGAGGAGAAAUGAGACGUGAUUAUGCUACUUUUUCAAUUGCAGGUUUAAGGAGUUCAGAUUUAAUGACCAAAGUCACGCAGAUCAUGGGAUCUGUCGUCUUCUUAUACAGUGUCAGCCUUGAGUACAUUUAUUGACCUUUUGGGGCUGUCAGUUUUCCACUAGGAUUAAGAUUUUGGCCGGGCACGGUGGCUCACGCCUGCAAUGCCAACACAUUGGGGGGUCGAGGCGGACGGAUCACUUUGAGCCCAGGAGUUCAAGACCAGCCUGGGCAACAUGGCGAAACCUCGUCUCUACUAAAAAUACAAAAUAUAUAUAUAUAUAUAUAUAUAUAUAUACUAGCUGGGGCACAUAGUGGUGUGCACCUGUAGUCCCAGCUGCCUGGGAGGCUGAGGUGGGAGGAUGGCUAGAGCCCAGGAGAUGGGUGUUGCAGUGAGCUGAGACCAUGCCACUGUACUCUAGCCUGGGUAACAGCCAGACCCUGUCUCAAAAAAAAAAAACAAUUUUUUUCAUAACAUAAUUCCCAUUUUUAUUUAUUUUGAGUCACUCAUAAUUAAUUGCCAAAAAAGCAUUUUAUACAUUGAGUUGGGGGGUAGUGGAUCUUAGUGUGGUGUUGCAUGGAGGGGCGAGAUUUUAUAUUUAUAAUCAACACGUGGGUUAACAUGUUUUUUUGAAAUCCAAGCAAUACACAGGAAAUUUAAGUAGAAUAAAAAUUGCAGCCCAUUUUUGAAAUGUCAGCAUGUGCUGUGUUCAGUUCAGGUUUUUGUUGUUUGUUUUGUUAUUUUUUAACUAAUAAGUUGGUUAUCAGUGGUGGGUUUUCAAAAUGUACUUGUUCUAAUAAGUUGUGCGAUGAAAUAAAUCAGUGGCAUUCUCUAGAUAAUGUGGGGGAAGGUUAGAAUAUUUUCUGGCCUUCUAUGGGGUAGCAACCCAGAAUCAAUCUGAAUUAGUCGUAUUUUGGUGGAGUUUGUACAUUUUAAAUCCUGUGACAAAAAUAAUCUAGUUUUCAUUUCCUUACUAGCUAGAUGCGAAUUUGUCUUUUCGAAUGACCCUGUCAAUAAGCCAGAAAGGGCAACCCAGAAAAAGUGCUCCCCAAAUCCUUCUGAGACUUGGCCUGUGUGUGUGGACGAGAAGCCAUUCACCGUAAGGGUGCAGAAAGCUCGACCAAGCCGAAUUGCAAACAACGUUCGUUCUAUUUUUAAAUGUACAGGUUCGAUCGUUUCUAUAGAAAUGGGUUUAUCUAAGAAAAGUCUUGAUUUGUCUUGCUGCUGUAAAAGUCCUUUCCAAACCCCUCCUUUUAUUCCUGUUUCCCGAAAUAGGGUAUUUGUAGAGUUAAGGACCUACUGCAUGUCUGUCCCCAGGGCCCCGGUGGAAGGAAGGCAGCGCCUGCUCUUCCUUGACUCAGCCCAUCAUCUGAAAAUUCAGAAGUGAACCAAGGGUUAGACGCCAAAGGUUGGGCUUCUGUUAGAGUGGCUUCAAAACAUGAGCCUUAUGGGAAGUAGCCUUAAAAAAAGAAUGGGUAUACGCAGUGACUUCCGAUGGAAAUCUCCAAAACAAUAUUCCUAAGUAGCAAUGGGGUUGGCUCAAGUCUUUAUUAACAAAGAACAUUCUCUUUCAUCUAUAAAGAAAUUCUUAAAGAUGCGUUGAAAGUGUUGAAUUACCAAUAGCCUGUGAAGAUCAGUUUGACCGGCGUGGACACGUGCUGGUUAAGCGCUCAGGCCUACGUGGGCCGAGAGGGAUCUUGAUCAUGGGGUUGGUGUAUGGAUCCACCGUCGGAUUCCGUCUGCAGAGGAGGACGUAGGGGGCCGUCACACCCACCAGGCCUCCCUGCUGUGCUUUAACACAGGCAGAAGAGGUUCAUGGCAAUAUAACAGUCAAUGAACUUUCAGUUUAAAUUGUGUACAUUUUUAAAUUGUAAGAUUUUUACUGUAUAUUGAUGCAUAGUGUGAUUCAAUAAAUUGCUUGUAAUUUAAAAACUAUUUAAUAUUCAAAAUAAAUAUAGUUAUAUAUUUAUAAACUCUG